AUGUGCCGCACGACACUGACAAUGAUCUCUGCCGUCCCAAGUGCAUCUCCCCUCCGCCCCGUCCCCACCACCGCAACCGCAACUCCUCGUCACCUGCAGCCUUGCCGCGUGGCAUGUGAGGUAAGGGACGGUGGGCCAUACAGGACUUGCGGAUCGCGCGCAUGGCCCUUUUCUGAUGCCCCGCCACUGCCGUCGUCGUCGCCGUCGAACGCCGUGAGGAAUGAUUACAAAGAAAUACCCGCCCGUCGGGUUCCCUUGAGGCGCUAUUGCCGGAGCUCCGAUAAUGAUGAUCCCAUUUUGAUGAGUUCAGGAGCAAGUGCCGGUUCUAGCAGGGCUACUGGCUUAGCAACUCUGCUGACUGGAGGGGCUGAUGCUGGCACUGGGGAUGCUGGCGCUGGGGAUGCUGGUGCUGGAGUCCUGAUGAUGGCGGCGUUGUGGGUGCCAUGGAUGCUGUAUGUCGAUACUAGCAGUGAUGCUGAUGACGGCGCUAGUGAUGACACUGACGCUGGUGCUGGUGCUGGUGCCAACACUAACGAUGGUGCUUGUGAUGGAACUGACGCCGGCGCCGGUGCUGAUGCUGAAACUGGCAUUGGUACUGGAAGUGGAGCAGGGGAGGGGGUUACAACCCAGCCACUGGCCCAGCGGCCCGAGGUGGGAGGUGGAAUGCUGAUCUCUUCAGCAGCCACGGACUCAGCAGCCAACCGAGUCGAAGAGCAGGGGACUUGCCAGAAGACUCUCUGUCCGCUUCUAGUGCGAUUUGCGCGCGACGUAAGGUUUCAAGAGGAACGGAUGGGAGGGCAAUGCUUCAAUCCAACCAUCACUCACUCGUGGACGACUUACUUCACGUUCCAAAGACGGUCCGCGAUAGAUCGCUGUUGCUUGUACCGAACAAGACAACAUGGGCGGCACGGAGGCUACUCUCCUGAACCUCAUGAAGGGGGCGACGCCAUGGGCCAUCUCGAUUUUCUUCCUCUUCAUCCUCCCCUUCAUGAUGAUGUGGACGACGACGACGCUGACAAUGACGCCUUCGACGUCCCACUUCAUCCUCCUCAUCACCUAUGCCAGGGGAACGACGGAACUGACGCUCUACGCUCUUCUACUGUCGGGCCGCUCAAGUCGCGUGUGAGCAUCAAUUCAGAGACAUCUGAAGUCAGAGGGCUAGUAUAUGUUCACUCUGCCUAAAAGCCUACUUCGCUGCUCAGCCUACCAUACUGCGGCC
Cantharellus anzutake is the source of this 1219-nucleotide messenger RNA. RefSeq lists its product as uncharacterized. NCBI's taxonomy places the organism in Eukaryota, Fungi, Basidiomycota, Agaricomycetes, Cantharellales, Hydnaceae. Bases 1 to 1182 code for a protein of 393 amino acids. The record is from RefSeq and is a predicted model, not a curated record. The transcript has 7 exons.